Hydra vulgaris (swiftwater hydra) is the source of this 2553-nucleotide messenger RNA. RefSeq lists its product as uncharacterized. The record is from RefSeq and is a predicted model, not a curated record. NCBI's taxonomy places the organism in Eukaryota, Metazoa, Cnidaria, Hydrozoa, Anthoathecata, Hydridae.
AAAUUAUAUUUAUUAAAAAACUUUUUUUACAUACAAUUAAGUAGAAGAAUUUUAUUUUUAUUUUUAGGAAAUACUUUCAUACUAAAUAAUUUAUCUUAUUAAGAUGUGUUCUAUUGGGUUAAUGACAUCAGAUGCUUGCGAAGGCCAACAAGAUGUUAUUGAAACUUUAAGCAAUGAAGAAAAAAUAAUUAUAUCUUUACGCUGUAAUAUUGAAUUAUCAAACUUAGAAAUAUUAUGUGAAAGACAUAAUACAAAAUAUUUGAAAAUGUAUCCUAUAUGGCAGAAAGCUUGUUGUGAUCCAUUCAAUAGACAUACAAAGAAAAUCACAAAAAAUCUUGGCGUAGUUACAAUAAAAGAGUCACAAGUCAUGAUGAGAAAUUGUUUGAAUAUUCCUCCUGGGAAGAAACUUUGCAAACCUUGUAAACAAAAGAUUGCCAGAAAAAAAGAACUUACAGAAGAGGAGCAAAGUAAGAGUGAACAAGAUGAGGAUUUUCUAAUAUCACCAUGCAAAAAAAUAAGACAGGAGAUCAAUAAAGAACUCAAAAAUUUUAGUUUAUCUCCUCUAAAAUCUCAUUCAAAAUCAUUAAAACAUAUACUGUCAGAAGGAAAGCAAAAAGUUGCAUGCAUCAACGAAAUGGCGUAUAACGCUACUAGAAAAAUUGAAACUCAAUUUUCCUCAAAACUAUGUUAUGAAACCAAUGGGAUGAAAAAGAAGGCUGCAAACUUUGAUGAAAUUAUGAGCUUGGUAAAAGAAAAAAUUCUAUGUUCUGACAAACGAACUAUUGUUCAACUUCUAACACUGGCACCCCCAAGUUGGUCAAUAUUAGAAGUACAAAAUAACUUUUCGGUUACAGAAUACCAGGCCAAGAUGGCUAGAAAAAUUUUUAAUAAAAAAGGAUUGUUAGGUAUCUCUCCAUUGUAUAAGGGUAAAGUCUUACAUAAAGAAAUAGAAGAUUCAGUUAAAUUGUUUUAUGACUCAAGUGAUUUAUGUCGAACUAUGCCUGGAAAAAAAGAUUAUGUCAGCAUUCAAAAGAACGUCCACAAACAAAAAAAACUGCUUUUGUGUAAUUUAAAGGAACUAUAUGUAUUAUACAAAGAAAACAAUCCAGAAAUACAAAUAAGUUACUCAAAAUUUGCUUCACUUAGACCAAAGUGGUGCAUUGUGCACAGUGUGAUAAUUGUCCUGGUAAAGAACUGCUCACCAUGUAUUUGUAUGAGAUUUUUGGAGAAUACGAAGAUGAUUUUGAGAUACACUACAAACAAUGGCAAACUACUGAUCGUGCAACACUAUUGAGUUUAACAACAGAUGUUCCAACGUUUAUUGAACUAUUGGUAUCUUGUUUUGAAAAGCUACAAUCUCAUUCUUAUAUUGCCAAAUCUCAAUCACAAUACCUUAAUCAACUAAAAGAAAAUAUGGAUCAAUCAAACAUUAUCAUUCUUGGCGACUUUGCUGAAAAUUAUGCUUUUGUAGUCCAAGAUGAAAUACAGAGCUAUCACUGGAACACCCAACAAUGUUCUUUACAUCCAUUAGUGAUAUACUAUAAAGAAGAAAAUGGUGUAGUGAAACAUAUUUCUUACUGUUUUAUAUCAGACGACAUUAUACACGAUGUAACUUAUGUAUACAAGAUAUUUCAACUAAUUAUACCAAUAUUAAAAACAAAAUUUCUUGAUUUAUCCAAAUUGCAUUUAUUCACUGAUGGUUGUGCAGGACAGUACAAAAAUUGUAAAAGCUUUUACAAUCUAUGCCAACUAGAGACAGAAUUUUCCCUCAAAAUUGAAUGGAACUUUUUUGCCACGUCCCACGGAAAGUCACCAUGCGAUGGAAUUGGUGGUACUGUAAAAAGGUUAACAGCACAAGAAAGUUUAAAACGACCAUACAGAAACCAAAUUCUCACAUCAGAGGCUAUGUAUGAAUUUUGUGUUGAGAAAAUUAAGGCUGUUAACUUCAUUUACAUAAAGGGAUUGGACUUACAAUUGCAACGUGAAAAGCAAAAAGAAAGGUACACUGAUGUAACAACUCUACCAGGUACUCGUAGCUUUCAUCAAUUUAUACAUCUUGGAGAUAAUAGGGUUGGGGCGAAGAGGUGUAGUACAGACACUAAAUAUACAAUAAUUCACAAUCUUAAAAAGAAACAUAUAUUUGAACCUGAUACUGUCACUUUAGGAGGUUAUGUUGCGGUAGUUUAUGAUGAUAAGUGGUGGAUCGGCAUUGUAACUGAAAUCAACCUAGAAGAAGUUGAUGCUGAAGUUAAGUUUCUCCACCCAAGAGGUCCAUCAAUCUAUUUUAACUGGCCUGAAAGAGACGACCACUGUUUUAUUCCUAACAUCAAUAUAUUGAAAAAACUAUCUGUUCCACAAGCUUGCUCUAGUUCUGGUAGAAACUAUGUGUUUGAAAAUGUUGAAAUAGAAGAAGUGCAAGUAAAAUGGCAACAAUAUUGUGAACUAUUACAAAUACAGUCAAAAUAACUUGCACAUUCGAUACCUUUAAAAAUCUUGUAUAUUUAAGUAACUUUGUAAAUUAGGAAUAAUUUAUUUUAAUUGAAUUUAUAAAUA